Molecule: messenger RNA, 1359 nt
Organism: Drosophila serrata
Lineage: Eukaryota; Metazoa; Arthropoda; Insecta; Diptera; Drosophilidae
Product: WD repeat-containing protein 47
Molecular function (GO): protein binding
Source: RefSeq, a predicted model, not a curated record
UUUCUCCCGACUUUUGUUAUUUCAACCGUAGCGGAGUUGUGCGUUAUAUUACCUUUCGAUGGCUGAGAAAUUUAUGUGGGCUAAGUAGGCUCGACCGAACGAUCGACCGACGUUUCUGAAAAAAAAAUAUUCUAAAUACAUUGGAAUUACUCUGGAGAUCCUCAAUCCACAAAGCUAUCCAGAUUCAUGGAUUCGGAGGCUAAAGACCUGGACUUGAGAAGGGGGGAUGUAGAAAGACCGCAGUUCGAGGCGGUCACCACUUUGUCGGACUCUCAGGCCAUUCGGAGCGUUGACUUUCAUCCAAAUGGAAAGCUGUACGCGGUAGGCUCCAACUCAAAGACAUUCCGCAUCUGUCAAUAUCCCCAACUGACCAAGCUGAGCAGACAUGGCCAACAGACGACGACGGUGUAUCCACCCUCGGUGCUCUGCAAGAGAACGAAACACCAUCGCGGCUCCAUAUACUGCACGUGCUGGUCGCGGGACGGGGAGCUCAUUGCCACCGGAUCGAAUGACAAGACCAUCAAGUACAUGAGAUUUAACAAUGAUACCAACCAGUUGGUGGGCCACGAGAUCGAGCUAAACAUGCACGACGGCACCGUGCGAGAUAUGUGCUUCUUGGAUGAUUCAUCCACGAAGUCCCGUCUUCUGGCCAGUGGCGGCGCCGGCGAUUGCAAGAUCUAUAUAACAGACUGUGGAACUGGGACGCCCUUUCAGGCCUACACCGGCCAUUCUGGUCACAUUCUGUCCCUUUAUAGCUGGAACAAUGCAAUGUUCGUUUCGGGAUCGCAGGAUCAAACGAUACGGUUCUGGGAUCUGCGAGUUAAUGUCUCGGUAAACACCUUGGACCACGAGAGGCGGGAGGGCCUGGAGAACUCCGCAGUGACUGCAGUGUGCGUGGAUCCGACGGGCAGACUUCUGGUUUCCGGACAUGCUGAUAGCUCUUGCGUAUUGUACGAUAUUCGAGGCAAUCGACCUAUACAGCGUUUCUAUCCCCACACCGCUGAAAUAAGGUGCGUCCGCUUCUCCCCAUCCGCAUAUUAUAUGCUGACUUGCAGCUACGACAACUCGGUCAAGCUGACAGAUCUGCAGGGAGAUCUGGCACAUGAGCUGAAUUCGGUGGUGGUGGCGGAGCACAAGGACAAGGCAAUUACCAUCCGAUGGCAUCCAACCGAAUUCUCCUUCAUCUCCACGUCGGCAGACAAGACGGCAACAUUAUGGGCCCUACCUCCUUCGUAAUAUUAUGCACCAUUGGAUCUAAUAACGGCUUUAACUUCGUUGUCAAUAUUGUAUUUUGUGCAGAAUAGAUCAACAUGCGCACAUUUGUUGUUGGUCAGACUGAUCUUAAUUUAUUAAAUAAAA